GAAAUAGUCAUUAGUCCGAGUUACUCACUCUGCAAUUCGCAAGUUCUUCUCAACGCACUUGACAGCAACGCUCCGCUCUUAGAGUUUUCGCUUCGUUUUGAGUUGCGUUCCUCGUCAACUCUCUCUCUUCGUCACCUUUCCGAUCGUCAGUAACCGCUGCGUUCAGAUGGCUCCUAAGGUAGAGGGAGAGCAGAAGGCCGCGAAGAAGGGACCCAAGAAGGAGCCCGCCGCUAAGAAAGCCGUUCCUGCCGGAAAGAAGCCCAUCGGAGAGAAGAAGGAGAAGAAAAAGGCUCGCAAGGCCGUCACGGAGACGUACAAGAUCUACAUCUACAAGGUGCUGAAGCAGGUGCAUCCAGACACGGGGAUUUCGUCCAAGGCCAUGUCGAUCAUGAACUCGUUCAUCAACGAUAUCUUCGAGAAGCUCGCGACGGAGUCGUCGAAGCUCGCGCGGUAUAAUAAGAAGCCGACUAUUACGUCUCGCGAGAUUCAGACGGCUGUGCGGCUGACGCUGCCUGGGGAACUGGCGAAGCACGCUGUUUCUGAAGGGACGAAAGCCGUGACGAAAUUCACGAGCGCAUAAGCUCUUAGUGCUUUUUCUCUUAGUGCAUACUAAUCUCUAUUUUGUAGCAUGUUGAUAGUAGUCUUCUCUAAUCACUCCUAUUAUUUGGCCUCCUAUUAUCAUACCGGAA
This is a messenger RNA of Closterium sp. NIES-67, 689 nucleotides long. NCBI's taxonomy places the organism in Eukaryota, Viridiplantae, Streptophyta, Zygnematophyceae, Desmidiales, Closteriaceae. The record is from the annotation of a GenBank genome assembly.